Mugil cephalus (flathead mullet) is the source of this 589-nucleotide messenger RNA. Its product is annotated as basement membrane-specific heparan sulfate proteoglycan core protein-like. Bases 161 to 589 code for a protein of 142 amino acids. The record is from RefSeq and is a predicted model, not a curated record. NCBI's taxonomy places the organism in Eukaryota, Metazoa, Chordata, Actinopteri, Mugiliformes, Mugilidae. The transcript is spliced from 3 exons.
GUGGGGAAAAGCAGCUAGUUCUUCCUGUAACAUUAGCUACACCCUCAUCAAGGACAGUGGAGUUUACUGGUGUGAGUCCAGAGAGGGAGCAACCAGUAACAGCAUCAACCUCACUGUCUCUGGUGGACCAGUGAUCCUGCAGAGUCCUGUCCUCCCUGUGAUGGAGGGAGAUGACGUCACUCUGCUCUGUAAAACAAAGACCACUCCCUCCAUCCUCUCAGCUACUUUCUAUAAAGAUGGCUCCUUGAUCAGGACUGAGUCUACAGGUCACAUGACCAUCCACCAUGUUACCAGGUCUGAUGAAGGCCUCUACAACUGUUACAUUGGUGGUCAUGGAGAGUCUCAAUCCAGCUGGAUCACUGUCACAGAGAAACCUACAACCAGAGCUCCUCCCACAUCUACGUCCCCACCUCCCACCACUACUGAGGCCACGCCCCCUCCUCCACCAUGCUCAGCCAACCUUGUCCACAAAGUGGUCUACCACCUGGUGGUGUUCUGUCCAUACUUCAUCUCCACUCUCCUCAUAGAGGAGCGAUUAGAUGACGACUGUGACGACGUUAAUGUUUUCACCACAGAGCAUCACUUCUGA